This is a messenger RNA of Pieris rapae (cabbage white), 2046 nucleotides long. RefSeq names its product aquaporin AQPAe.a (gene Drip). The coding region runs from base 258 to 1388 and encodes 376 amino acids. The transcript is spliced from 9 exons. Gene Ontology annotation, molecular function: water channel activity. Gene Ontology annotation, cellular component: plasma membrane. NCBI's taxonomy places the organism in Eukaryota, Metazoa, Arthropoda, Insecta, Lepidoptera, Pieridae. Gene Ontology annotation, biological process: transmembrane transport. The record is from RefSeq and is a predicted model, not a curated record.
UAAGUUUCCAGCUGAGACAUCGUUACUUAUUAUCUAAAUAAAAAUAAACCUGUUCUUAGUAUGAUGUUAAAUAAACGUGUGUCAAACCCCAAACGUGGAAUUUAGCUUGUGGUCGAUCUCUGGUCAAACUGAAAAGCCCCUGAAGCAACGGUUUAAUAAGAAUGGAUGAAAAUAAACUAGGAUGCAAACUGUUGUUUGAUGACAUGUCCGACGAUGUGUAGGCGUUGCUGGUUGGUUGGGUACUUUGGAAGUGGUCAAUGACGGAGCCUGCCUUUGCUGUUGACACAAUUCCGCAACUUAUCAACUGUAGCAAAAACAGUCCGGGAACAGAAUCACUUCGAGUUCGGUCAGUGCGCAGUUCACACGCGCCCAAAAUAUAUUAUCGUCUUUACUCUCGUAUCGAAUCGAUUCGUAGCGUCGUAGCAGUCGUCUACGGAGGUGCGCAAACGCGGUAUCGUGAUCAAAACGAAAUGGCCUCUAAGGAUGUUCAAACUCCAGUUACUUCGAAAUACGAGUCUAUUACAAAUCACGAUGGCUUUGUGGAUGAAGACGAAAUUGCAGUAAUGGUUGCCAAAGCUGAUGUAGAAACGGGCAAUGCAAACGCCAGACCGGAAGUUGCCCCUCCCACCAGGGCCUCCCGAGUGCCCCUCAUUGGGACGAGUUCCAUCAUUGGUCUCUCAGACGUGACUGAUAACAAACUGAUAUGGAGGCAGCUGAUAGCCGAGCUCUUGGGAACAUUCCUCCUCACCUCCAUCGGCGUGGCAGCCUGCAUCGCCAUCACCGAGAGCAAUGCUCCACACGUCACCAGCAUCGCUUUGGCUUUUGGUCUUCUCGUUGGAUCGAUUGUGCAGGCAAUUGCUCAUGUAUCCGGUGGACACAUCAACCCUGCAGUGACUGCGGGUCUCUUCAUUUCAGGCGACAUUAAGCUCAUCAAAGCUCUCUUCUACGUAAUAGUUCAGGCCUUGGGUGCGGUCGCUGGCGCUGCUUUUAUAAGGUUGGCUGUUCCUGAAGAUCGAGUACUCGCUUUUGGGAUGACGUUGCCGGGGCCCGGAGUCACCGAUGCACAGGCUGUCCUCGUAGAGGCUCUCAUCACAUUCGUCUUAGUGCUGGUGGUUCAGGGCGUGUGCGACGGUGGAAGAUCGGACCUGAAGGGCUCUGGUCCUCUCGCCAUCGGUCUCAGCAUCACGGCUUGUCACGCCGCCUGCAUUCCAUUCACCGGCUCUAGCAUGAACCCGGCUCGAUCCUUCGGCCCAGCCGUCGUGAUGGGCAACUGGACUUCUCAUUGGGUCUACUGGGUGGGACCCCUUGCCGGCGGAGCCAUCGCAGGUCUGCUCUACAAAUACGUGUUACGCAUCGGAAAAGACGAAGCUGGCUCUUACGACCUCUAAUUAUAUAACAGCUUUUAGGUUAACCGUCUCGAGUAUUCGCAUUUUAUAAGUGUUACGCGGACCAUUUGUAUUACGCCUUGUCAUUUCUUAAAACAAAAGGUAGGAGAUAAAAGUGGAAGAAAUAUAAACGUUUCCGAUCUUAGAGAAAACGAUAGUCUUUACCGGUUCACAUCCGAUUCUUUUAAGCCAUAUAAGGAAAAACAGUACUAGGUGUUGGUAAAUUGUGAAAGAAAACACUAUAAUAUGUUUGUAAUGUCGACUCGGAAACGAAUGUAAUUCCAACAAUGGGAUAUUUCACGUUCAAGAUUAAAAAGUAUUAAGGGAUGAUGCUUCAACCGCUGUUAAUUGUCUUUCGGUUUGCCUUUUAGUUGCCAAUCGACGAACACGAAACACAAUGGAAAUAAUAUAAAACCAAUGGCCACCAAUCGCAUCAUUGGUCAUUUCAAUGUUUUGAAAAUGGCGCUUGAAAAAUCAUCUCUACACCUAUUUAUACAUAAUAUUAUAAUGUCAUUAAUUUAUUUGGGAAUAUUCAGCACAACUCGAUUUGUACUCGAAUGUUCGAUGAUUGUAUAUAAUGUGGGGGAAGUGAUCUUCACGAUAUUAUUGAGUGAAUGGAUUUCAGAAAAUGUAUAUUUAAAAUAAAGCAAUUGCUAAAUAA